ACUGGUCUACCGCGAAUCUCUUAUUCUUUUGAACCAUUCUCCUCAACUUCUUGUGGAAGUCUGCAUAGAGGAUACAUCCUUACGAGGCCUUCAUCUUCAAUUUUAUUUUCCUUGAAAAGUUCGCCGUUUAGCUCUGCCUCACACAGGCGCAACCCCGCCAAAAUGUCGUUAACGAACUGCCGUUUUUACGAGGAGAAGUACCCCGAGGUCGACAGCUAUGUCAUGGUGAAUGUCAAGCAGAUCGCCGAAAUGGGCGCGUAUGUGAAGCUUCUCGAAUACGAUAACAUCGACGGAAUGAUCCUGCUUUCCGAACUUUCCCGGAGACGUAUCCGUAGUAUCCAGAAGCUUAUCCGUAUCGGCCGCAAUGAAGUCGUCAUUGUGCUCCGUGUUGACAAGGAAAAAGGAUAUAUCGAUCUUUCCAAGCGACGAGUCUCCCCGGAGGAUGUCAUCAAGUGUGAGGAAAGGUAUAACAAGAGCAAGGCAGUGCACUCUAUCCUGCGUCACGUUGCGGAGGCCACUCAGACCCCCCUUGAGACGUUAUAUCAAACCAUCGCCUGGCCUCUGAACCGGAAAUACGGCCACUCGCAUGAUGCCUUCAAGAUCUCCAUCACGAACCCCGAUGUGUGGAACGAUGUUGAGUUUUCCAGUGAAGCCGUGAAGAAUGAGUUGUCGCAGUAUAUCGGCAAAAGACUUACGCCUCACCCAACCAAGGUUCGCGCUGAUAUCGAGGUUACUUGCUUUGGUUACGACGGAAUCGACGCGGUUAAGGCCGCUCUGCGUACUGCCGAAGAGGCCAACACCCCCGAUAGCCAGAUUAAGGUCAAGCUGGUCGCUCCUCCUCUGUAUGUCUUGACAAGCCAGUGCUUGGAUAAGGCUAUUGGUAUUAAGCAGCUUGAGGAAGCCAUCCAGAGAAUCGAGAGCAAGAUCAAGGAGUCUGGAGGUGGCUGCAGCGUCAAGAUGGCACCCAAGGCCGUCACUGAACAUGAUGACGCUGUUCUUCAGGAGCUCAUGGAGAAGCGUGAGCGUGAGAACAUGGAAGUUAGCGGAGACGAGAGCCAGUCUGACAGCGACGAUGGUGUUCCCGAGUAAGCGGCAUACAGUACGCUUACCAGCGCCAUUUUAGGCCUAUGGGCCCCAUUCAAAAGAGAGGAGAGUGUCAAAAAAAAAUCGCGAUGGGAGGCUGAAUAGCAUGAUUCUGAAGGCUAGUUAUGGAAGCUAGUUGCAAGGAUGGAAAAAAGUUUAAUAGAAGAGUUUCAAAUGUGACACGAAUUAUGAGACGGGAGACGGUUUAAUGUGCUCAUGGGCAAAUUCGAGAUCAGCAGUGGUGCUCAGGACAAUAGGGAGGAGGGUCCAUCAGUCACCCCGUCAUUGUACCUGUUGGCGACUGAGCUCCGGUUCACUGGGAAACUUUGAUUCCGCGUUCUCAUGUACAUAAGCUCCUUUGACCCACGGGUCAAGAUCGGUGUUGUACCUUGUUAGACACCUACUAUCAGAACUUUCUUCUUCUUUUUGGUCACAAUUCAACAGCAUUGGCGUUGGAAGGCUUGGACAGACUAUAAGUAUCGAUGUUAGAUUAUAUUCCGAGCUCUCAAAAGGCACCAAUGGUAGUGGUGGUCGAGAGUGGGGCAAUGCGGGAUGAGCUUAGUACAGUACAGUACAGUACGUAUCCAAGAGCUUAAACAGC
Aspergillus alliaceus is the source of this 1684-nucleotide messenger RNA. Its product is annotated as translation initiation factor eIF2 subunit alpha. Gene Ontology annotation, cellular component: eukaryotic 48S preinitiation complex; eukaryotic translation initiation factor 2 complex; multi-eIF complex. Gene Ontology annotation, molecular function: translation initiation factor activity; RNA binding; ribosome binding. Bases 163 to 1089 code for a protein of 308 amino acids. NCBI's taxonomy places the organism in Eukaryota, Fungi, Ascomycota, Eurotiomycetes, Eurotiales, Aspergillaceae. The record is from RefSeq and is a predicted model, not a curated record. The transcript has 4 exons.